Darwinula stevensoni is the source of this 288-nucleotide messenger RNA. The record is from the annotation of a GenBank genome assembly. NCBI's taxonomy places the organism in Eukaryota, Metazoa, Arthropoda, Ostracoda, Podocopida, Darwinulidae.
AUGCGGUGGGUGCUGCGCGCCGAGAUCCGCGUGUCCAGCGAGAAGCGACACGUCCCGCGAUACAUCAUCGGGCCGAGCGGGAAGGUCGUCACGGAGAUCGCGAGGGAGGUGGAGCAGGAGCUGAUGAAUCUCUUCCACUGCGACGUCCGACUCGUGAUCGUCGUGCAGGCGCCGGGCGUCACACCGCCCAAGCAUCACCUCUGACGCUUUUCCUCCGUCGCACGCUUUCGACUCGAAUUUUUUUCAUCUUCUAGUUGUUUCGAUUCGGUCGUGGAAUGAACGAUAGCG